UUUCAACUCUUUGUGAUGUAAGAUGUGAGGGAUGGAGCCAUGGUGAACAAGGAUGAGUUCACUCUUGUACAGAACGGCUCCAAAAACAAGGCGAUGGAAGUUGCAUGGCGCGCAGAUGUGAGUCUCAGGAACUCCCACGGGCAGUCAUUGAUGUUCGCCGCCGCAGGGCGGGCUUCGAACAAGGGCGCGGCCUUGGAGACCUGCAGGAUCCUGCAGAAGCGGGGCCUGGAGGCUUAUGCGGUUGACCGGUACAACCAGACGGCUCUCUUUGCGGCCGUGCGGGAAGGCAAUGGGGAAUGUGUGGACUGGCUGGUGUCUGAGGGGUGCAACGUGAACCACGCAGACCGAGUCGGAGAAACUCCACUGUGCAUAGCUUUCCGGAACUCGCAGAUGGAGAUGGUUUUCAAGCUCCUGGGGCAUGGGGCCUCUCUGGAUGUGAAGGACACCUACGGCGGGCGACGGCCGCCGUUCUUUGCCAAUCCCAUCUUCAGAAAGGCAUACACCGAGCAAGGCAUCGCGACCGUCGAGGAGCCUAAAGCCAAGAGGCGUCGGAUCGCUCAGGCGGAGCAGCCGCUUUGGAAGCGAUUCAGAGGCGAUUUGGCGAUGCGGUGCUCAGGACCCAAGGUCAUGUGCGAAUGGGCGUACCAAGAUGAAGAGGUUCCUGACGACACCAUACCCACGGAGAAGAGAGGCGACGUCUGGGCGGAGACUGGCGAGUACGAGUGCGUGGUGCCACCGCCAGAGUCGACAGCGCGGAUACGCGUGCUGGAAAGAGAAUUCGUUUUAGAUCAUGCCGACUGCCUGGCGGAUCAUCCUAUGCAUUUGGCAAUGGCGCCAGACGAGUGGGCGGAUUUUUCUGGCGUGCCGGUCAGCGAGCCCGACGCGCACAAGAUUAUUCACUACCUGCUCAAGCAGGGCAAACCGGCAGAGCUCAUGCUGGCGAGCGUCCACAAGGAAACCCGCGCGAUCCGCGGUUACAUUCACCUCGGCUACCUUGAGAAGGACCAGAUCUUGGAGAUCGCCUAUCUGAAGGUGCAGCGGGGCUUCCAGCGACAAGGCGUCGCGAAGCUGCUGGUGGAUGCUGGGAUCAAGCUCGCCGCUUCGAAAGGCUGGAGCUGUAAGGAGAUGACCCUCAAUGUGACGUUGAGGAAUUUGCCCGCCAUCCGCUUCUACGAGAGCCAAGGCUUCAAGCCCGGCGGGCCUCCGAAGCGCCUAAAGUCGGCCUUCGCUGAAUGGAUGUCAAUGCGCAAGCCGUUGUAACUUUC
This is a messenger RNA of Effrenium voratum, 1265 nucleotides long. The record is from the annotation of a GenBank genome assembly. NCBI's taxonomy places the organism in Eukaryota, Dinophyceae, Suessiales, Symbiodiniaceae.